CUCUGGGGAUAAGACCAUCGCCAGCCAUUUCCUAGUAGACUUGGUUGUACUAGAUCCUCGCUGCUCUAGUUUUGCACGUCCUGCUACCACUGGCUACGCAGCACGCACGCAAUCUGCACAGCGUGGAGACAUCUCCCAUCUCUUGCUCGGGAAGGAAGAAUCUCCAGGGUCCAGACUCCAGACCUGUGUGGCGAUGCUGAUGAACCUCAUCUAUUCCACCUGAUUAGCACAGCAAGCCAUCUGUGGCUCCGCGCGGUUUGUUGAGACGGAACCCGUAAAUUCAACUUAUCUCUUCUCUUCUUAAAUACUCGAAGAUCAAAUAGAACGAUUUCAUGCGCAAGGAUGGAAUUGUUAUACUACAUUGAUGGUUGAUUGCUGGAACUGUUUUGCCUGAAAUACUGAGGUCAAACUGCAUAAAGAGAAAUGGCCGAGGCUGCUCUUCUUCUUGUCACGACAAAGAUCGGAAUAGCUGUGGCAGCAGAAAUACUUCAUCACGCUAAGUCUGUUGCAAAACUCUCAGAGAAAAUGACACUGAUAAGGAAUGACCUAGAGCUUAUUCGAGCAUUUCUCAAGGAGAUUGGAAUGAAAGCUCCCACAGAUGGAGUAACCGAAACAUGGAUAGGGCAAGUCCGAAGAUUGGCGUAUGAUAUGGAAGACCUUGUGGAACAAUUUUUGUAUGUUGUUGGCAAACACGAUCAGAAAGGAUCAUGGUGGACUAGUGUGAAGAAAAUCUUGAAGAAACCCCAGUAUCUGUUUACACUAGGUGAAAUCGCUACUGGCCUUGAGAAAAUAAACCAAGCCCUUACACAUCUUAAACAAAACAGAGACUGGACUCAAGCUGGUGUGGGCGAUCUUUUUGCAACAAAUUAUGACAGCCAACAACAACCAUAUCUUCCUGGACAUGAUUACUCAAUCUCUGAUGAUGAACUUGUGGGAUUUGAUAAAAAUAGAAAAAUGUUGAUGGGGUCACUGAAUUUGGAAAAUUGUCCAGAUCUGCAAAUCAUUGCCUUGUGGGGUAUGGGUGGUAUCGGGAAAAGCACUCUUGUUAGUAACGUGUUUAGAAAUGAAGCAUCCAACUUUGAAUGCCGUGUAUGGGUUUCCGUCUCCCAGUCAUAUAAACUAGAGGAUAUUUCGAGAAGAAUUCUGAAAGAAAUCUAUUCUGAAGACAAGAAAGCAUUUGAUGGUGAGAAGCUGACUUGUGCAGAGCUACAAGAUAAAUUGAAGGAAAUCUUGAAGACAAAGCGGUACUUGAUCAUAUUGGAUGAUGUUUGGACAGCUGAAGCUUUUAGAAAAAUUAAAGAGGUUCUCGUCGAUACAAAAAUGGGAAGCAGAAUAAUAAUCACAACAAGAUCUGAUGAAGUAGCUUCACAAGCUGAUGACGGAUACAAGAUCAAAGUUGAGCCUCUUGAGAAGGAGGAUGCAUGGCAUCUGUUUUGCAGGAAGGCAUUUCCGAGAACUGAAAAUCACAUCUGCCCAUUAGCAUUACGGAAGUGUGGUGAAUCCAUAGUGGAGAAGUGUGAUGGUUUACCAUUAGCCCUUGUGGCCAUAGGGAGCAUAUUAUCUCUUAAGGAGCAGAAUGAUACAGAGUGGGGACUAUUUGAAGCACAACUUAUCUCCGAGCUAAACAACAAUUCGAACCUGAAGCAUGUGGUGAAAAUACUGAAUCUAAGCUACAAAUACUUGCCUGAUGAUUUGAAGAGUUGUUUCUUGUAUUGUGCCAUGUUCCCAGAAGACCACAUGAUCCAUAGAAAAAAAUUGAUCAGACUGUGGGUUGCAGAAGGGUUUAUAAAACAAAUUGGAAAUUGUAGUUUAGAAGAUGUUGCUGAAGGUUACCUGAGAGAGCUCGUUCGACGAAGCAUGCUUCAGGUGGUAGAGAGGAACAGUUUUAACAGGAUCAAGUGUCUUCGAAUGCAUGAUCUUGUGCGGGAAUUAGCCAUUUUCCAAUCCAAGAGAGAGAGUUUCGGUACAAUUUAUGAUGAUAGUCAUGGGGUGAUGCAGGUGGAGUCAGAUUCUCGUCGCAUGUCGGUGCUCCAAUGCAAAAAUGACACUCAACCAAGCAUAGGUCAAUGCAGGCUUCGUACCUUCAUAGCAUUCAACACUAGUAUGGGAUCCUUUCCAUGGUUUAGAUCAGAAUCGAAGUACCUUGCUGUGUUGGAGCUAUCAGGAUUACCUAUCGAGAUUGUUCCAAAUUCAAUUGAGGAGCUAUUCAACCUUAGGUAUUUGGGCCUCGACAAAACCAAGGUGAAGGUACUCCCGAAAUCUGUUGUGAACCUUCACAACUUAGAAACAUUGAGUCUUCGAGGUGCAGACUGUCUGUAUCUCCCACGAGGGUCUAAAAAGUUGAAGAGCUUGAGGCACAUUAUAAUGGGUAAAUUGCUGGACGGAACUUUCUCGAGUUUCAAAAGUUUUGAAUCUAUGGAGCCUUCUGAGGGAUUGUGGAGUUUCAAGAACUUGCAAACUCUAGGUGCAGUUCGAGCUAGUAAAGCUUUCGUUGCAAAACUAGCAAGUUUAUCUCAGCUGAGGACCCUUAGCAUUACUGGGGUAAGGAGCAUCCACUGUGCACAGUUGUGUGACUCUCUGUCAAAGAUGCACCACCUCUCAUUAUUAGAAAUAAGUGCUAGCAACGAAGAUGAGGUGCUGCAGCUUGAAACUUUAACAUUGUCAAAUCGUCUUAAAAAGCUCACUUUGAUUGGGCGAUUUUCUGAAGGCACUUUGACGUCUCCAUUUUGCUCAAACAAUGGAGAUGUACUUCACAGGUUUUUUCUCUAUUGGUCCCAGCUCUCGGAGAACCCAGUGCCGUGCCUCUCUGAAUUGUCAAACUUGACCCAAAUACGUCUAAACAAAGCGUAUACUGGACAGGAGAUAAACUUCCAGACAGAGUGGUUCCCAAAUGUGAAGACUCUUUCCUUGUUGAAUUUGCCACAUGUCAACCAAAUAUGCAUACACGAGGGAGCUUUGGUCCGCCUUGAAGAACUUGUGAUCAUAAACCUGGCCGAACUGCAGGACAUACCUGGGCUGGGACAUCUGAAAUCCCUCAAAGAGACGCAGUUUUAUGACAUGCAUCCUGAUUUUGUAAGGAAUCUUGAAGCGGCAAGACUAGAGCAUAUCCCGAUAUCCUACUACAGGACAGUGCGGGAAUUGAACCAUCCUAGCCAAUAUAUUAUGUUUGCACUUUUCAUGCCAUUCAGUGUGUGCUCGAUUACCUGCACCAAAUUCUAGCUUUUUGAGCUGAUGAAAUUCCGUUCUGUUGCAGACCCGGAGAGGCAUGAAUCUUUCUUGUCUGGGUGGGGUUUGCAGUUAUCACUUAUCACCCUCAAUCCGGGAGCUAUGUAUCUCUGUCGAGGAAUGGCGAUUUAUGAGACAACUGUCUCUCUUCUUGCUAUUAUUAUUCUUAUUUCUGCUUAUUAAAACAAGAACUGGUUUCUAAUAACUCAUGGGAAUGAUUUCUA
This is a messenger RNA of Triticum dicoccoides, 3449 nucleotides long. Its product is annotated as disease resistance protein RPM1-like. Gene Ontology annotation, biological process: defense response to other organism. The record is from RefSeq and is a predicted model, not a curated record. Bases 424 to 3219 code for a protein of 931 amino acids. NCBI's taxonomy places the organism in Eukaryota, Viridiplantae, Streptophyta, Magnoliopsida, Poales, Poaceae. Gene Ontology annotation, molecular function: ADP binding. The transcript is spliced from 3 exons.